GUAGUGAAAAUAGUGCAAAAGCAAAAACGGCCACACAAUGGAAGCAAGGCCGGUACAGGUGGUGGAGACAAGCGAGGAUCACAGCUUCGUCCUGAACGAGGAAGCGCUGUCGGAGAUUCUACUGCAGGAUAGCAUUAAAGAUCGCGCUAUUGUGGUGGUAUCGGUGGCUGGAGCCUUCCGAAAGGGCAAAAGUUUCCUGCUAGACUUUUUCCUUCGCUACAUGUACGCUAAGUAUGUACAUCAUCAGAGCGUCCUCGAGUGGUUGGGCGAUGAAAGUGAACCACUGUCCGGAUUUUCGUGGCGUGGCGGUAGCGAGCGUGACACAACGGGCAUCCUAAUGUGGUCCGAUAUAUUUCUGCACAAUAGAGCCAAUGGCGAGAAGCUGGCAAUUAUACUGAUGGACACACAAGGCGCCUUCGACAGCCAGAGUACCGUGCGGGACUGUGCAACGGUUUUCGCUCUCAGCACCAUGCUGUCCUCCGUGCAGAUUUACAACCUGUCACAGAAUAUUCAAGAGGAUGAUCUGCAACACCUACAGCUCUUCACAGAAUACGGACGCCUAGCGUUGGCUGACUCGGGCAAGAAGCCGUUCCAGCGGCUCCAGUUUCUCGUGCGCGACUGGAGCUUCCCGUACGAGGCCGAGUACGGUGCGUUGGGUGGUCAGCUGAUCCUUCAGCGACGGCUAGAAGUGUCGGACAAGCAGCAUCCGGAGCUGCAAUCGCUAAGACGACACAUCACAUCAUGCUUUACGGAAAUUGCCUGCUUUCUAAUGCCCCACCCCGGUCUAACCGUGGCCACCAAUCCCAGCUUCGACGGGCGCCUGUCCGAUAUAACGCCCGAGUUCAAACAAAGCCUUCGCGAGCUGGUCCCAAUGCUGCUGGCACCAGAAAAUCUAAUCGUUAAAGAGAUUAACGGCCAGCGUGUGAAGGCCCGCGAUCUGGUGCAGUACUUUAAGUCCUACAUGGCAAUCUACAAGGGUAAUGAGCUGCCCGAACCGAAAAGCAUGUUGGUGGCAACGGCAGAAGCGAACAAUUUGACGGCGGUGGCCGCCGCGAAGGAAAUCUACACACAGCUCAUGGAGGAUGUUUGCGGUGGUACCAAGCCCUACCUCAGCACGGCACAUCUCGAUUCGGAACACAGCCGCAUCAAGGAGAAGGCACUGCACCAGUUCUCGUCCAAGCGGAAAAUGGGCGGCGAAGAGUUUUCGGAAAAGUAUCGCGAAAAGCUCGAACAAGAUCUGGACGAAUCGUUCGUCACGUUCCGGGCGCAUAACGAGAGCAAGAAUAUCUUUAAAGCUGCCCGCACGCCUGCCGUUUACUUCGUUAUCGCGAUGGUCAUGUACAUCAUGAGCGGCAUCUUCGGGCUGGUCGGGCUGUACACGUUUGCCAACUUUGCCAACCUCAUCAUGGGCAUUGCGCUGAUCACACUAGGGACCUGGGCCUACAUCAGGUAUAGCGGCGAGCUGAGCGACUUUGGCGUCCGGUUAGACGAGAUCGCGAACUUGCUGUGGGAAAAUGCGAUGAAACCGAUCUACCAGUCGUGCAUGGAGAAGGGCAUCCAGCACGUGGCGACGCACGCGACCGAGUACGCGAUCAGUGGCAAUGUCGGUGGUGGCGGCGGUCGCCAACUGAACGGCAAGGUGAAACACUCUUGAGAGUACGCUUCUCCGAUCGCUUUCACCACCACCACGACCGAGC
Molecule: messenger RNA, 1697 nt
Organism: Anopheles maculipalpis
Lineage: Eukaryota; Metazoa; Arthropoda; Insecta; Diptera; Culicidae
Gene: atl
Product: atlastin
Exons: 7
Coding region: 38-1654 (538 amino acids)
Biological process (GO): protein homooligomerization; endoplasmic reticulum organization
Molecular function (GO): GTP binding; GTPase activity
Source: RefSeq, a predicted model, not a curated record